Molecule: messenger RNA, 2475 nt
Organism: Thamnophis elegans (Western terrestrial garter snake)
Lineage: Eukaryota; Metazoa; Chordata; Lepidosauria; Squamata; Natricidae
Gene: TRPV1
Product: transient receptor potential cation channel subfamily V member 1
Exons: 15
Coding region: 1-2475 (824 amino acids)
Biological process (GO): calcium ion import across plasma membrane
Cellular component (GO): membrane
Molecular function (GO): protein binding; calcium channel activity
Source: RefSeq, a predicted model, not a curated record
AUGAGAAAGCUCGGUAGCUCGGAUCUGGAGGAAUCCGAGACCACAGACGAUCACACGGAUGGCGAAGACUCUGCCACGGGUACCCCCAACAGCUGCUACAAGGGGACCAAGCACGGCAUCUUUGCCAGACGGGCACGAUUUGGGAUUGGCGACGGGGACAAGGACAUGGCCCCCAUGGAUUCCUUCUACCAUAUGGAGCAGCUGGACUCCAACCCCAUCAUCAAGUUAAGCUUCAGGUUGGAAAGAGGGCGGUGUGGGAACCAUUGUCCCAAGCUACUGUCCACCGCAUCCAUCGGGGUCUGCGCCGCGAAAGCUUUCAAGAUAUACGACCGGAGGAGUCUCUUUGAUGCUGUCGCACAAGGCGAUCCCAGCCAGCUGGACGAUUUGCUGAUCUACCUGCUGGAAUCGCUAAAAAACCUGACUGAUGCAGAGUUUAAAGAGCCCGACACGGGCAAGACGUGCCUGCUGAAGGCCAUGCUCAAUCUUCACAACGGCCGCAACGACACCAUUCCUCUCCUGCUGGAGAUCGCGGAGAAGACGGAGAACCUGAAGGAGUUUGUCAACGCCGGAUACACAGACGGCUACUACAAGGGUCAGACGGCCCUUCACAUCGCCAUCGAGAGGCGCAACAUGUACCUGGUCAACCUCUUGGUGAAGAACGGCGCAGAUGUCCACGCGAGAGCCCACGGGGAAUUCUUCCAGAAGAUCAAGGGGAAGCCGGGGUUUUAUUUCGGAGAGCUGCCCCUCUCUCUCGCCGCCUGCACCAACCAGCUGAACAUCGUCAAGUUCCUGCUGGAGAAUCCUUACCAGCCGGCCAACAUCGCCGAGCAGGACUCGAUGGGCAACACCGUCCUCCACGCCCUGGUGGAGAUCGCCGACGACACCGACGACAACACCAAAUUUGUCACCAAGAUGUACAACGACGUGCUCAUCCUGGGGGCGAGUAUCAACCCCACCCUCCGUCUGGAGGAAGUUGCCAACCGCAGAGGGCUGACCCCGCUCACUCUGGCCGCCAAGACGGGGAAAAUACAGGUCUUCGCUUACAUCCUUCGGCGGGAGAUGAAGGAGCCAGAAUGCCGUCACCUCUCUCGGAAAUUCACCGAGUGGGCCUACGGACCCGUCCACUCCUCGCUUUACGACCUCUCCAGCAUCGACACCUGUGAGAAGAACUCCGUCUUGGAGAUCAUCGCUUACAGCAGUGAGACCCCGAAUCGCCACGAAAUGCUCCUGGUGGAACCGCUCAACCAGCUCCUGCAGGAUAAGUGGGACCGGUUUGUGAAACAUCUCUUCUACUUCAACUUCUUCAUCUACACGGUGCAUAUCCUCAUCCUCACAGUCGCGGCCUACUACCGACCUACCAAGAAAGAAGGAACGCCUCCGUUCACUUUUCAUCACACGAGCAAUGAGUACUUCCGGGUCACCGGGGAAAUCCUGAGCGUGUUGGGAGGCGCCUACUUCUUCUUCCGAGGGAUCAAGUAUUUCCAACAAAGGCGCCCGUCUCUGAAAGCCAUAUGUACCGAAUGCUACAGCGAGCUGCUUUUCUUCGUCCACUCGGUCCUCCUGCUGGGCUCGGCCGUCCUUUACUUCAGCAAGCAGGAAACCUACGUGGUGCUGAUGGUGUUUGCCCUGGCACUGGGCUGGUCCAACCUGAUCUAUUACACCCGGGGCUUCCAGCAAAUGGGCAUCUAUUCCGUGAUGCUGGAGAAGAUGAUGCUACGAGAUCUGGGACGUUUUAUCAUGGUUUAUCUACUCUUCCACCUGGGAUUUUCGACAGCGGUGGUGACCCUUAUUGAGGAAGACGAUGGGCGUCCAGAGACCUCUCCGCCGCCGGAUGUCUGCCCGUGUCCCAUGAAGGCCCGCCCAUCCUACAACAAUCUCUACACCACCUGCCUGGAGCUCUUCAAGUUCACCAUCGGGAUGGGCGACCUGGAGUUCACCGAGAACUACCGCUUCAAGUCCGUCUUCAUCAUCCUCUUGCUCUUCUACGUGGUCCUCACCUACAUCCUUCUCCUGAACAUGCUGAUCGCCCUCAUGGGAGAAACCGUCAACAGGAUCGCGCAGGAGAGCAAAAGUAUUUGGAAGCUGCAGCGAACUAUCACAAUUCUAAACAUCGAGAACAGCUACUGGAACUGCAUCAUUAACUCUUUCCGGUCCGGGAAACGAGUUUUGGUGGGGACCACCCCAGACGGCAAGGAAGAUUAUCGCUGGUGCUUUCGAGUGGACGAGGUGAAUUGGUCCACGUGGAAUACCAACCUCAGCAUCAUCAACGAAGACCCCGGCGGACACACGGAAGAGCUGAAACGCAACCUCAGUUUCUCUUUCAAAUCCGGUCGAGUUUCGGGGAAGAAUUGGAAGACUUUGGUGCCGAUUCUAAGAGACGGGAAACGAGAGGGAUCCCUCAAACCGAUUUCCGAGGAUGGUGCCGAUUCCGAAGAGCAAGACACCCGGAAGAAGUCCCUGCCCAAGUUGGUUUAA